GCUGCAUACAUUUUUUGUUGUUGUGAGGGUGACUUCUUAUGAAGGGUACAUUUGAACAGUUAACAUUUUGGAGCUCUUGUUCCAUUCAAUGUGCCAUCCCUUGCAUCAAGGUACUUUUAGAAUCCGCAUGCCUGCACAUGAAAUUCAUAAAUCUGUGGAAGUCUGCAGGCUAUGACCAUAUUUUUUAUACAUUGAGUUAAUCACUGAUAGUUCUGUGCAGAAAAAAAAUUUUUUUUUAUUUAAAAUGGUAACAACUUAAUAUGUACUUAGUUUUGUAUAAAAAGUACAUACAAUAAGUGCAUGCACACACUUCAUAUGUGCAGUUUAAAAUGCUGAAUUGUAAUUUAUAUGCUAUUUAAGAGGCAUUAAAUUGUAUUUUGUAAGGUGAAAAAGACAUUCUCUCUCAAGAAAUAUAGAAAUUUAGGAUUAAUUAAAUUUUCUACAUUUCUAAGAGCAAGCGUAGCGUCUUUUUCUGCACCUUGUAUAAUGGGUAGCGCCUCGUCUCUUGCUGCGUGAGCUCAGACCUCAAAACUGUACAUGUAGCCUACAACUAUUGCCAGAAAGUUGAGUUCCAGUUGCAUUCCUAUUUACAUAACACAGGAAUGCACAUACCAAAUUAAAUUGAAGCCAGUGGCAUUUCAUAUGCUUUCCGCCAUGAUGUUUUUAGCCUUGAAGCAGAUGAUUCAACAGAUCAUACUUUGCAUGCAACAGUGAUCAGAUGGCCCCGAAGAGCAGCUUUGAUCCAGAAUUCCAUUGUCUGUGCAUUUAUCCAGUUGUGGAGUUCACCGCUAAUGUGGAAACUUUCUUUAACUGGAAAUAUAUGUCUUCAAGAAACUGAAGUGUGCAUAGAAAUUACUGUCAGUAAAUUAGAAGAAAGCAAUCAAACCAAGUUGCUUUGAUAUACAUUUUCCAACAAUCUAGAAUUCUUCUUAAAAUCUUAAAAGUUUAUAUCUGCUAAAUGACCCAAAGUUCAGGCAUAGCAUGACUCUGCUUGGAGUGGUAACGUUUAGAGUUGUUUUUUUUAUACAGGACCUUAGAAUAGGCCUGUCAACAACAUUUUCAGUGCCCCUUGGUAUGUGUUAUGUUUACAUUAUAUGUGCACUUAACCAUGUGAUCAUUCUGAAAGGCCGUAACAUCCGCUUGCUAUAAAGUGCAUCCAUGCUGCCUCUUGUUUAGCAUGCAGUGGGCCAAAUUAAUAAGUUGUGCCUUUCUGCUUGAACCGUUCCUUUCACAGGCACUGUGGGUCUCCUGGGUGCUUGCUAUUGUUCUUUUGUUUGAGCUGCCACUGCAAAUAGAUCCAUUUAGGUUACUCAGUAUGUAUUAAAUUGCCAUUUGCCCUAACGCAGGCAGUGCCAGAUGGCAUAGACUAAUUGGCAGAGAGUGGAAAGGAGAGACUUGGCCAUUUUGUGCAUCUGCACAGCCAUGCACUGGAAUCCUGUACCAGUGAGACUCGUAUAGUCAGAUUCACCCUACCCUCAUACUGCACCAAGGCAUGACCACCAUUUUGCCAUCCAUGUUUGCAAAAUAGGAAAUACACAAAAUGGUAGGGCCACCUGGACAACAUCUUCGGCUGCAUGAUAGUGUGAAAUCCCGUUAUUGACUUCACAGUUCAAAAGUUUGGAUGGGAGAAUCCCUUAACCAACUCCCAUAGUGAUUUCCUGUUUGCCUGGGCCUAACAGACGCACCUCUGUUAGCUCUUGGACAGAAGACACCAGGGCUGGAGAGAGAGAGAGUUUGGCCAUCAACAUCUCCAGGGCCAGGACUGUGGGAUGCAGCACAUUUACCUGCAGAGCAAUGAGCACUUUGAGGUCUUCACCACCGUCAUCUCUCCACAAGUGAAUAGGGCAAGAAACAGACAAAGAGGAGCAGAGAAGGUGGUGGUAGUAGUCAACUACCAACCUUGUGGGCUUGACGAACUUGAACUGUGCCAGGGCGAUGUCGUUCGAGUCCUUUUCAAAGAUGAUGAGUCGCGGUGGUUUGGAAGGCUUCAGAAUGGGCAGCAAGGUUACUUCCCCGUGACUCAUGUGACAAAAUUUUACCAGAAGGAUGAGCCCGUGAAACUUUUUCCAAGCUCAUUACAGAGGAACUCAGUCCAGGCUGAGACUGCAGAUGUCCUUGGAGGCAGUACAGAGCUACGGUCCCAGAGGGGUGGGGAGGAAGGCCUUUUCCUGGCUCUGAGGCCUGGGGCCUCUCUCCCGCUAAUGGGGGACCCGGCCCACGGCUCCCCCAGCCUGCUCCGCAGGAUCCUGUCCAAGCCCAGGAGGGCCUGCGAAUGCCAGGGGGCCACGAACGGGGCCUUCGAACCCGACUGACUGGCUCAUGUCACUAGAU
This is a messenger RNA of Anguilla anguilla (European eel), 2331 nucleotides long. Its product is annotated as vexin-like. The record is from RefSeq and is a predicted model, not a curated record. Gene Ontology annotation, biological process: neurogenesis; neuron differentiation. The coding region runs from base 1770 to 2312 and encodes 180 amino acids. NCBI's taxonomy places the organism in Eukaryota, Metazoa, Chordata, Actinopteri, Anguilliformes, Anguillidae. Gene Ontology annotation, molecular function: protein binding. The transcript is spliced from 7 exons.